This is a messenger RNA of Misgurnus anguillicaudatus (oriental weatherfish), 4483 nucleotides long. Its product is annotated as kinectin. Lineage: Eukaryota; Metazoa; Chordata; Actinopteri; Cypriniformes; Cobitidae. The record is from RefSeq and is a predicted model, not a curated record. Gene Ontology annotation, molecular function: kinesin binding. Gene Ontology annotation, cellular component: endoplasmic reticulum membrane. Gene Ontology annotation, biological process: protein transport; microtubule-based movement.
AUUCGUCUCCGCUCACUGUGUGCGCUUCAGCCUUCACUGACCUGACCCUGCCAAAGCGAAACGAGCCGACGUGCCGCCUACAACCGGGCCGGAGCCGCAGUCCAAAGCGCUCUUUUUACUGAACGCCUUUUCAUACCGACAGUAUAAUAACAGCGAGAAAAUCACUGUAGAAUGGCGCUGGACAUUGCUGACUCGCAGUUCCUCCUCAUCCUGGCACCGUCGCUGGUCAUUGCUCUCAUGUUCCUGUUCUUCUGGCUGUUCAUGAAAGAGACUUCCUACGACGAGGUUCUGGCUCGCCAGAAACGAGACCUUAAACUGCCUCCCGCCAAGCCCGAUGCCCGAAAAAAGAAUGAGAAGAAGAAGAACAAGAAGAAGGAGACCGGCGGAGGGGGAGGAGGAGGGGGCGGUGAGUCGGAGGAGGACCUUAGGGAUUUUGAUACAUCAGAUGCCGGCAGCCCUGCCUCAAACGAUGAGGAUUCUGAGGUGGUACCCAUCACUCUACCUGUUGUCGCUUCGGUCCAGGCGGAGCCUCCAUCUGGGGUAAGAGAGAGGAAGAAGAAAGAAAAGAAGCCGAAAACUACUCCAACCUCUUCUCCAACCGCUGUCCCCCCUCCCCGUGCUACUCCAUUCAUCCCUCCUGUCUCUGUAGAACCUGAGGUCAAUGGGUCCAAGCCUGCCAUCCAUAAAGAGCAGCCCCUACCCCUGGUCAAGCAGUCCAGCCCCCCAAAACCUAAAGCCACGCCUCCUGGCCCAACUGAGACUGUCAGCAAAAAGAAGGCCAAGAAGCAGAAGAGUGAGUCUGAAGAGCCUCCAGCUGAGGUCAAGCCUGAUCUGUCUCCUGCAGUAAAGAAGGAAGAGCCUGUGAUCGUUGAGGUGAAGGCACAGGAUGGAUCCGCCCCUGUUACCACGGCAGCACCACCAACUGCCUCCAGCGGCAGUGGCCGUAGAAAGAAGAAGCAGAAGGUGGAGUCUGUUGUCACAGUGGAGGAGGUACAUCUGGUCCAGUCUUCUGCCCCCAUCAUUGAGUCGACUGCCCCGACAAAUCAUCAAAACAACCAGAACAAUCAAAACAACGAGGCUCCGCCCCCUGCCCCUCCACCCACUAAGCAUGGCAAGAAACAGAAAGGUGAAACCAACAAAGAGAACCCAGAGGUGAAGUUUAAAGAGCUGGCAGCGAGUCUCGGGGGACUGGUCCUGUCGGACUCUGAUGUGGUCAACCUCGUCUCUAUUCUCCGUGACAAGAGUCCCAAUGCUCUGGACGCCUGGUAUAAGAAUGCAGUUAAGUUUGAGCCAACUGCACAACAACUGGCAGAGAAGGAUCGUCUUUUGAACACGCUGCAGGAGGAAGCGUCCAUCGCCAAGGGCAAAGUCAAACAGCUGAGCCAGGAACUGCAGGCUGAGAAGCAGAAGACGAGCCGUGUGGAGUCUCUGCUACAUGAACAGCGGGUUGCCAUAGAGAAAGACAUCAUGCAGGCUAAAGCUCAGAGCUACAAAGAAAUGCAGAUUAAGUUCCAGCAGGUAAGAGAGCAGCUGGAGGGUCAGAUUGCCCGAUUACAGCAGGAGAACGGCAUUCUCAGAGAUGCUGUGGAAAGAUGCUCCACCACCAACCAGAUGGAGACCAAGCAGUCAUCCGAGCUUAAUAAGCUGCGUUCAGAAUACAAUGGCCUGAUGAAAGAGCUGGGGGACACCAAAAACAAGCUUCAGCAGGAAGAGCUACAGCGGAAGAGCCUUGAAGUCAACUAUAAGCAGAACGUGUCUCAACUGGAGGACGCUAAACGUAGCUGGGAAGACUUGCAGAACUUUUUGCACAGCGUGAAUGCAGAGCGAGAAAAGCUUCAGGCUGCUAAACAAGAGCUGCAGAAUCAGCUGAUGGCAGUCGAGACCGAGAUAACCAAUAAAAGCAAGGAAAUCCAGAAUCUCCACAACAAUCUGACAGAGACUCUCAUCUGUAAGGAGCAGGAGCAGAAAAAGGUCAUGCAGCUGGAGCAGAAGGUCAGGCAGCUUUUGGAGGCAUCACAGCACACCAUGCAGCCUGACGGACAAGUCCAGGAUCUUCUUAAUGAAAACAAAACGCUGAAAGUACAGAUGGAUAAUCUUCAGGCUCAGAUCAACACUCAGGCUACAGCUGUAUCACAUUUUGAUGAGCUUCAAAAACUAGUGGCUGAGAAAGAGCUACAGAGAAGAAGUCUAGAAGAUUCUCUUAACGCAGAAAGGAGCAGCGGCGCCAGUCGGGAGACCAACAUGCAGGCCAUGCUUAAUGAGAAUAUGACGUUGAAGGUGGACCUCCAGAAACUGCAGGCACAGAUUUCUGAGCAGGCCUUGUCUGUGGAUCAGCUUCAGCAGGGCCUACAUGAGCGUGAUGAGAAGUUGAGCACGGUGGAGGCCCUGCUGGAGUCCAGCCUCAUUCAGGUAGCGGAUAAGGAAGAUGAACUGAAGGGAUUAAGAAAAAAACGUGAAGAUUUACAACAGCAACUGGAGGUGGUACAGAAACAGAACACAGAACAGGCAACAUCAGGAGCAGCACUAGAGGAGCUACAGCAAAAGAUUCAAGAGAAGGAUGAAAAAAUCAGAUCAGUGGAGGAGAGUUUGCGGUCGGCUUUAGAGAGUGAGUCAGAAAGACAGAAGGUAAUGAAGGAUUUAAAAGAGCAGGUAGAGGUUUUGAACACUGAACUGGCUCAGCUGAGAUGCAGAGAAACUCAGGAGUCAAACUCCGAGUUGAGCACUAAACUACAGGCGCUACAGGAUCAGUUAACGGUUAAGGACCAGGAUGUUGAGAGACUGCAGAGAGAAUUGGAAAAGGCAGCACAACUGCAACAGCAAACUGUUUCAGCAGCUCCCAGUCAGGAGUUAUUAACAGCGCUUGCUGAGAAGGACAAACAUCUAUCUGAUCUUCAGGCAGAGCUGUUAGGGUUAAGGGAAUCCGUGGAGCUUCAUCGCAAGAAAAACAAUGAGCUACGGGAGAAAAACUGGAGCGCUAUGGAGGCGCUGUCAGCCACCGAGACCAUACUUCAGGGAAAACUCACCAAGAGCGCCAAGGAUCACCAGACAAUGUUGGAGUCGGCAGAGGCUGAAUGCAGAGCGCUGCUGCACAGACUUCUGCCACACGUGCCCCUACCCACCGACCAGAACCACCAGCAGUGGCUGCAGAAGUUUGAGACAUCUUUGAAGGAGUGUUCGGCUGCAGAGGUCAGAGUUGCCGCAGAGGUGACCUCUGCCUCUGGGGAUGCCCAGGCUUUAGCAGAAAAGUUGAAGGAAUCUGAAGAGGCCCAGAAAGUUCUACAGAAAGAUUGUGAGACGUACAAGAAGGUGCUAGCAGAAACGGAAGGGAUCCUGCAGCGGCUGCAGAGCAGCGUGGAGCAGGAGGAGACACACUGGAGAGAGAAGUUGGAGCAGUCACAGGCUGAUCUCAGAGAGAUGACACAGAGAGUAAUUGCACUGGAACAGGAAGUGGACAGAUUGAGCACAGAUGGAGAUCUGGAGAGUUUAAGGAGAGACAAGGAGCACCUUGAGUCUGAAUUGGAGAGAGCGGAGCGUGAGAGCGCCACCUAUGUGUCAGAAGUCAGAGAACUCAAAGAUCUCUUGACCGAGUUGCAAAGCAAACUCGACGGCUCAUACACAGAAGCCGUCAGACAGAAUGAGGAGCUGAAUUUGCUCAAGACUCGGCUGACCGAGACGUUGUGUAAGCUCGAGACGGAGGAGAGAGAGCGGCAGAAAGUGGCUGGAGAUCUCUACAAGGCCCAGCAGUCUCUAGAGUUGAUUGAGGCAGAGAUCCUUAAAGCAGGCCAGGCUGACCUGAUAGAGACCAGCGGCCUCACACAAACGGAGGAGAUUGAUCGUAAGGAGAAGAUGACUGCAGGUUUGAAUCAGACAGUUCGGGAACUACAGGAACUACUUCAUUCUGUCAACAGACAGCUUACCAAGGGGCCUGAAAGGGAUGGUGGGGAUAAAUUAUACUCUAAUUAUGAACAUUAAUUUAACAAAGGAAGGCUUUGGUUUGCUCACGUAAAUCAACAAACCACAAUAACUCAGAUUCCAGCCCUGUUUGCUACACCAGAUCUAACAUGUGAUCUCCUGAUCCCUAAACACUCCAAUCUGCUGGCCACUUCUCCCAGAGGAGAGGGGCACUGGGUGGGUGGGCUCCGUGAACCGGAUCCUUUCUCGUGCCCGUGUCGACUCCUCUACCUUGGCAUUCCUCUUAUUCAGUAGACUUAAAUGAAUCAACAAAGGCAUCCGAUAGAUGUUGACGUUUUGCUGACUUGACCCCUUUUUCAGUCCGAAUACUUUGAAUACUACUUUUUGUUAGCUUUCUUUGACCAGAGAGAUUUUUAUCCUUUCUUAUAAAGAGCAUUGAGGAUAUUUGUGUUGUUUUAAAGAUUAAAUAACUGUUAGGAUCUACUGACAACUCACUAUGUUACAUUUUCAGCUCUUAAUUCAGAGGCACAAGAGAUCCAUUUUAAACAAAUAAACGCUUUUCGUCACAUAA